ACCCUCCCCUACCACCUCCUCCCGUUCUUUCGGUUCCGGCCACCACCAUGAAACGUGGCCUUCUUCUAAUGGGUCCAACCUAACUUGACAGCACCCAGCAUUACUCACCCUGCUGCCUUCUUCUUCUUCUUGUCCCCUUCUAUAUAUGCAGAGAAGUGAAGGCACUCUGCUUCUUCUGUCCAUCAUGACUCCUUGCCAUCUCCUUCUCUUCUUCUUCUUCUUCUUCUUCUCCUCCUCCUCAACCAACCUCUCAGAUCUCUGCCCACCGAGCUCCUGUGGCAAUAUCAGCAUUAGAUACCCUUUCCACCUCAGAACCAACGACGCGCCGGAGAGGGAAUUUUUCUGUGGGUAUGAGGGCUUCGGCAUCUCCUGCAGCAAUGGCAUGACCCCCAUCUUCACCCUCCCCAGCGACGUCUACGUGGUGAGGGAGAUCAACUACGAGACCAAGCAGUUCUCCCUCGUCGACCUCGACCUGCACUUCCUCCCCUGCCCCGUCCCGCACCGCAACGUCACCCUCAACCCUGCCUCCCCUCUGAGGCUCGACCCUGCUAACAACAACUUCACCUUCUUCAUCAACUGCUCCUCCUCGCCAUUCCUUUCUUCUGCCGGAUCUUCGCCUUUGAACGACAACCCCACCGCUCCCAUAACCUGCUUGAACUCUUCUUCUUCUUCUUUUGCUUCCGGGAGGCUAUAUGCCGUCCCAGCGCAUCAGGCAUCGUCGGCUAGGGUCGACUGGCAACCGGUCUGCAGCAGGUCUGUGUUGGUCCCGUACUCAGGCGUUGCCAGUAACCGGUCCGGCGGCGAGCCGGCGGUGGUGAGGAGAGGCUUCCUUCUGGAUUGGGGUCAGGACGGUCGCUGCGCCGCAUGCGAGGGGUCGGGUGGGCUGUGCGGGUGCGGCCGAGGACGGCGUUUCAUCUGCUUCUGCGACAACGGGGAGCAUGCUUCAGAUUGCCACGAUGGAGAUUCAGGGAAGGAAAGUCUAAGUUGGAAGAUCAUAUUGGGUAUCACUGCAGCUGCUGCUACCUUUGUUCUAGCAUGUUCGUUAAUUAUUUGGUAUUGGAUCUCAAGGAAAUCUGGGGAAGGAAAUGGAUGCUUCGAACCACACACUUCCGCGAAACUUGAAAAGUUUUUAAGUGAUUAUAAAUCCCUCACAGCCACCAGGUACACGUACAACGAAGUAAAGAGGAUGACAAACAAUUUCAAGCAUAAGCUCGGCCAAGGCGGCUAUGGCAGCGUGUUCAAAGGAGAUCUGACCAAUGGCACUCCUGUGGCUGUGAAGCUAAUGGAAAAAUCAUACAAUGAUGGUCAGGAAUUUAUUAAUGAAGUUGCCACCAUUGGCAGGAUUCAUCAUGUAAAUGUAAUCCGUCUUCUUGGCUUCUGCAUUCAAGGAUCUCGAAGAGCUCUCAUAUAUGAAUUUAUGGCUAAUGGUUCAUUAGAGAAGUUCAUUUGCUCAGAUGAGAAUAAUGGAUGUAAACGCCUGAUUGGAGAAAGACUAUAUCAUGUAGCUCUAGGCAUUGCCCGAGGAAUUGAAUAUCUGCACCAAGGUUGUGACAGACGAAUCAUCCACUUUGACAUCAAGCCGAAUAACAUUCUUCUGGACCAUGAAUUCGCACCAAAAGUUUCUGACUUUGGUUUAGCAAAAUGGUACCGCAAGGGGCAGAGCGUAGUCACUAUCACUGAAGGCAGAGGCACUAUUGGCUACAUUGCUCCAGAAAUAUUCUAUGGGAACUCUAGAUGUGUCUCAAAUAAAUCUGAUGUAUAUAGCUUCGGAAUGCUACUCUUGGCGGUGGUUGGCUUGAAAGACAAACUUGGUCCCACUGCCACCAAUUCAAGCCAGGACUAUUUUCCUCAAAUGAUCUAUGAGAGCCUUGGUCGCAAAAAACAGCCUGAAGAGAUCGGAGAAGGAGAAGACACUGUUAGAAAGAUAACCACUGUAGCUCUGUGGUGCAUACAGUGGAACCCAAUGCAUAGACCUUCUAUGGAUGAAGUCAUUAGAAUGUUUGAGAGUGAUAUAUCAAGCCUGAUCAUGCCUCCUAAUAACUUUUUUCCAGCAACUGAGCCGAAAAACCAGUUUGAAUCUUCAAAUACAUCAGGAUGUUCAAUCAGUUCAUGAUAUAUAAAACCUUCACACUUCUGAUUGCAACAAAUUUUGGUAGAAGAUUCAGUUUCACUUCCAAAUUUGCAGAAUCAAGUGAUGUGGUAGGAAAAGCUAGGAAGAGAUCUUUGAGGGAUUGACAUCAGUUCUUUCUCAAACUGUGGCUCGGCCUUUGUAAUGUAAAGCAAAGUGUAAUUCAUUU
Messenger RNA from Nymphaea colorata (pocket water lily), 2297 nucleotides. RefSeq names its product rust resistance kinase Lr10-like. The record is from RefSeq and is a predicted model, not a curated record. Gene Ontology annotation, molecular function: ATP binding; polysaccharide binding; protein kinase activity. Gene Ontology annotation, biological process: protein phosphorylation. Lineage: Eukaryota; Viridiplantae; Streptophyta; Magnoliopsida; Nymphaeales; Nymphaeaceae. The transcript is spliced from 3 exons. Bases 146 to 2113 code for a protein of 655 amino acids.